AUGUUUGGAGGCGGUGAUGAGGCCAUUUGUGAGCAGUUGGCAAGGAACGCUGAGGUUAUACGCCAACAAGGAUAUGAGGAUGUACCUCGUCAGCUUUUGUUGGAGCAGACGUAUCUGUGGUUACACAGCAAGGACGACAAUGGCAGUAAGGACGACAAUGGCAGCACGGACGAUGACGAUGACGACGACGACGACGACGACGACGACGACGACGAUAGUAACGGUUAA
Messenger RNA from Colletotrichum fioriniae, 228 nucleotides. Lineage: Eukaryota; Fungi; Ascomycota; Sordariomycetes; Glomerellales; Glomerellaceae. The record is from RefSeq and is a predicted model, not a curated record.